UUUAAUGCAUUGUUUAUUUCAUUUUUCUAACAGGGUCAAACAAGAUCGUUUUAAAUAAAAGCAUCUAGAAAUGAUGCAAGAAAACGUUCGUCAGGAUUUACUUGCUUUUGUACCAUCUUCAAUUUUAGGAGAAAUUAAAUGUUUUGCUUUCUAUGAUAACCAUCCAAGAGGCGAUAGACAAAUUGAUAUUUUAGUUUGUACACAACGGAACGAAGUGAUAGAGUUUUACAAGAGAGAACAAAUAUCAUCAUUACUGUUAAAUACUUCUCAGAAUUUUCGUGAAGUUCGCGGUUUUAGAAAUGAGACUUGCGAACUUUUUUAUUUUGUUGCUACAGACGACGAACUUUUUAUACUAUCAAGUAAAAAUAAUUUAAAUCUCAUACACAGAUUAACAGAUGUUCAUAGUUAUGAAGUGUUUGAUAUUGGAUGCAGUGGCAAAGCUUGUCUAAAAGUGAUUUGCAAAGAUGACGCAGUGCCUUUACUUUUUGAUGAUAAUUUCAAAAUUAUUAAUGAAGGAAGUAUUGAAUUGGAUACAUUACAUUUAGAUGAUUCGGCUCCAAUUAUAAUGCAAUUGACUAGAAAACUAAAAGAAGUGGAAUACAAUAUUAAAUGCAAUGAAAACAAAUACAAUGAAUAUUUAAAUUUAAGAAAAAUGGCCACAUUUCAUUUAUAUCAGAAGAUUUCGCCAAACCUAAGUGAAUCUCUAUUCAAUUUAAAUUCUAAAGAAAUAGCUUCUUCUAUGAAUUUAAAAACAUGGAUCCCAUGGAUAAAAUUGUGUAAUAAAAAAGUUGUUGUAGCUUUUAACUUGUUAAAUAACAAUAAUGUAUUACUCGAGGAUGUAUAUGUUCUGUUAAACAGUCCUAAAAAAAGAUCCUUAGUAUAUGUGACUAAACUUUUUCAUCAAAUACAAGAUGAUUGGAUGGAAAUUAAAGAUCAAUAUGUAAAACCUAAAACUUUAGUCACAGUUGUAACUUGCUUUGAUAUAAAAGAAUUACAAAAUGAUGCAACCAGUGGUUUAGAGUUUGAUAUGGUUUUAACUUUUAAAAAGUCUGGAGAAAAUUAUCUACUGCCGUUUGAAAAAUGUUCAAUAUCAGCAUCGGAUAUUAUGGGAGAAAACUUUGAUGUUCUUGCCAAUAACAAAGAUGAACAACAAACCUUUUUAUCAAUACUGGCAACAUCUGAAAAGAUGACUUUACUACUUCGUCAUAUCAAAGAUCAAGGAGAGGCAAUAACACUGGCUGAUAUAUUCAGUAAACAUUUGAAAAUGGAACAAUUUAAAACGAUAAAAAAUGUAUUCAUACAUAAAUCAUCACCUUAUCAUACACUUUAUGGUGUAAUGGUGAUGUGUCAAAAUGGUGAUGUAGAAUAUGGUGAUAAGUUUACUAUAGAAGUACAUUCAAGAUGUCUGUCGCAAAUAGUAUUGUUAAUUCAUUACAUCAAUGAUGUUGUGCCAUUUCGAAUUAUAGUCACAACGCCAAAUUACAAAAUUACAUCCAAUAUAACGGAAUUAACCCAUUAUAAUGAGGAAAUAACACUUGACAAUGAAAAUAGCAUAAAUUACAUGCAAUUAGGUCCGUCUGCUUUGAAUCAAACAUCAAUGUUACUAGAAUACCUUGAUAUGUGCAUGAUUAAUAUGAAUAUGAGUAAAGAUCAUGUGAUAUUAAAUAAAGUUGGCAGUGAAAUUGAUUUAUUUGCCUGUGGAUUAGACAAAUUUACAGAAUUCAGAAACAGAUUAAUAAAUGAAGUAUAUGCUGGUAUACAAAAUUUUGAGAAAAGUAAUAACUCAAUACAUGUCAGUCAGAAUUCAGUGGAAAUGAUUAUAGACGACGAUGAAAUGUAA
Molecule: messenger RNA, 1840 nt
Organism: Papilio machaon (common yellow swallowtail)
Lineage: Eukaryota; Metazoa; Arthropoda; Insecta; Lepidoptera; Papilionidae
Exons: 5
Coding region: 71-1840 (589 amino acids)
Source: RefSeq, a predicted model, not a curated record